AUGGUAAUUAAGUACCUGGACGUUGUCUUUGACCGGCCGCAGUGCCCGCUGCCAGCGGCACCGCGCGGGGGGCAGGAAAACACGGGAGAGGCGGCUAGAAAAGUCAAUUUUGCGGGGUCGGAUCGCCAUUCCCUCCCCAAAUCCACGAGGAGCGAGACGGCGGCGUGCAAAGCCCCGAGCCCGGGGGUCUGCCAGCAGCGGCAGGAACAGGAUGAGACCUCCGGGCAGCCCGGAGUGGACGGAUACGCGUCCGCGCUGGCGGCGCCGCGACCCGGCUACCGCGCCCGGGGCGGGAAACCCAGACCUCCUUUUUCGAGUACGGGGCCGGCACCGGGAAGAGGCCGAGCCCCGUCGCGGCGGCCGCCGCCCCCCCCCGGCGCCGCGGUGGUUCGCCCCGCGCGGCCGCGAUUGGCCGAGCGCUUAAAGGGGCCGGCAGCGCGCGCUUUUCCGCCCCGCGGCGCGGCCGCGGCAUCGGCGCGUGCCCCCUCGCCCGCGCGGCGCUGCCCGGCACGCGGGGCGGGGGGGGCCAUGGACGGCGGCCGCCGCGGGACACAAAGGACGGCGCGGCGGCGGCGGGCGACGCGGCGCGGGGCCAUGGCGGCGGCGGCGGCGGUGGCGGGGCCGGGCAUCGGCGGCGGCGGCGGCCCGCGGUACAGCCUGCUGGCCGAGAUCGGCCGCGGCGCCUACGGCGUGGUGUACGAGGCGGUGUCGGGCCGCAGCGGCGCCCGGCUGGCGGUGAAGCGGAUCCGCUGCGACGCUCCCGAGAACGUGGAGCUGGCGCUGGCCGAGUUCUGGGCCCUGACGAGCCUCCGGCGGCAGCACCCCAACGUGGUGCGGUUCGAGGAGUGCGUCCUGCAGCGGCACGGCCUGGGGCAGCGCAUGAGCCACGGCAACAAGCGCAGCCAGCUCUACCUGCGCCUCGUCGAGACCUCCCUCAAAGGUGAGAGGAUCCUGGGCUAUGCAGAGGAGCCUUGCUACCUGUGGUUCGUCAUGGAGUUCUGUGAAGGGGGAGACCUCAACCAGUACGUGCUGUCCCGAAGGCCCGACCCUGCCACCAACAAGAGCUUCAUGCUGCAGCUGACCAGUGCCAUUGCCUUCCUGCACAAGAACCACAUUGUCCACCGGGACCUGAAGCCAGACAACAUCCUGAUAACUGAGAAAUCUGGCACUCCUGUGCUCAAGGUGGCCGACUUUGGGCUGAGCAAGGUCUGUGCUGGCCUGACCGCUCGGGGCAAGGAGGGUGGGCAUGAGAACAAAAAUGUGAAUGUGAACAAGUACUGGCUGUCCUCAGCCUGUGGCUCUGAUUUCUACAUGGCACCCGAGGUGUGGGAGGGACACUACACUGCCAAGGCUGACAUCUUCGCCCUCGGCAUCAUCAUCUGGGCCAUGAUUGAGAGGAUCACUUUCAUUGACGCCGAGACCAAGAAGGAGCUGCUGGGGACUUACAUCAAGCAGGGGUCUGAGAUUGUGCCCGUCGGGGAAGCGCUGCUAGAAAACCCAAAGAUGGAGCUGCACAUCCCUCAGAAACGCAGGACUUCCAUGUCUGAGGGGAUCAAGCAGCUCUUGAAAGACAUGUUGGCUGCUAACCCACAGGAUCGACCUGAUGCCUUUGAGCUUGAAACCAGAAUGGACCAGGUUACAUGUGCUGCUUAAAUUCAGGGCAGGGCACCGCUGUGCUUUGCAGCUGGAUUUAUUUACCAGGGACCCAUAAUCUCCAUUAUUUACGUGCAACAAGGAAGUCAAAGAUAAGGGAAGAUGAUGAUACAGAAGAUCCCUGGUCUACAGGAUCUCUGGCAAUGUGAAAUGUUUGGGUGUUACUUUUUUGU
Molecule: messenger RNA, 1826 nt
Organism: Vidua chalybeata
Lineage: Eukaryota; Metazoa; Chordata; Aves; Passeriformes; Viduidae
Gene: STK35
Product: serine/threonine kinase 35
Exons: 5
Coding region: 1-1653 (550 amino acids)
Biological process (GO): axon extension; peptidyl-serine phosphorylation; autophagy
Cellular component (GO): autophagosome; cytoplasm
Molecular function (GO): protein serine/threonine kinase activity; ATP binding
Source: RefSeq, a predicted model, not a curated record